UCUUCCAUAUAAACCUCUCUUUUUUCUCAACUUCAUUCACCAAACUAUCUCUCUCUCUUUCUCUUUCUCCAUUUAAAAAGUAUCUAUCAAACUUUUGAUGAAGGAUAAUUAACAAAGUCCAAGAAAGAUCCACUUAAUCUUCUGAGUCAUUUCUACUGUACAGGAUCCAACUUUCUUUCAUAAUCUCAAAAAGAAGAUACAUAUAAAUAAUGGGUUCUACGACCACCAUUUCGAUUCUUGUUCUUCUUCUUCUAGGGUUGGUUCAACUUGCAGUUUCAGGGCAUGACUAUAAACAAGCUCUAAGCAAAAGCAUUCUCUUCUUUGAAGCUCAGAGAUCAGGACACCUCCCUCCUAACCAGAGAGUUUCAUGGCGAUCUCAUUCCGGUCUUUACGAUGGCAAAUCAAGUGGCGUGGAUCUAGUGGGAGGAUAUUAUGACGCCGGAGACAAUGUGAAAUUCGGGCUCCCAAUGGCUUUCACGGUGACAACAAUGUGUUGGAGCAUCAUCGAAUACGGUGGCCAGCUGAAAUCUAACGGCGAACUUGGUCAUGCCAUUGACGCCGUUAAGUGGGGAACUGAUUAUUUCAUUAAAACCCACCCUGAACCUAACGUCCUCUAUGGAGAGGUGGGAGAUGGUAAGUCGGACCAUUAUUGUUGGCAAAGGCCAGAGGAAAUGACCACUGAUCGUAAGGCUUACAAAAUUGACCGGAACAAUCCCGGUUCAGAUUUAGCCGGAGAAACCGCUGCCGCAAUGGCUGCGGCUUCCAUCGUUUUCCGCCGCUCUGAUCCAUCAUACUCUGCUGAGCUACUCCGUCACGCCCAUCAGCUAUUUGAAUUUGCGGACAAAUACAGAGGCAAAUAUGACAGUAGCAUUACCGUGGCACAAAAAUACUACCGAUCCGUCAGCGGUUACAAUGAUGAAUUACUAUGGGCUGCUGCAUGGUUAUACCAAGCAACCAAUGAUAAAUAUUAUCUAGAUUACCUCGGCAAGAAUGGUGACUCAAUGGGCGGUACGGGCUGGUCGAUGACUGAAUUUGGUUGGGACGUUAAGUAUGCUGGCGUUCAAACCCUUGUCGCUAAGGUUUUGAUGCAAGGGAAAGGUGGAGAACACACUGCCGUGUUCGAGCGGUACCAACAGAAAGCAGAACAGUUUAUGUGUUCGUUGUUAGGUAAAAGCACGAAGAACAUUAAGAAAACUCCCGGCGGUCUAAUUUUCCGACAAAGCUGGAACAAUAUGCAGUUUGUCACGAGUGCCUCUUUCUUAGCCGCCGUUUACUCCGACUAUCUCUCUUCAUCCAAAAGAGAUCUCCGUUGUUCUCAAGGAAACAUUUCUCCAUCCCAACUCCUAGAUUUCUCAAAAUCACAGGUGGAUUACAUUCUCGGAGACAACCCUAGAGCGACAAGUUACAUGGUCGGAUACGGAGAGAACUAUCCACGACAAGUUCAUCAUCGUGGUUCGUCUAUUGUCUCCUUCAAUGUCGAUCAAAAGUUCGUGACUUGCCGUGGCGGUUACGCCACAUGGUUUAGCCGCAAAGGAAGCGAUCCGAAUGUUUUAACCGGAGCUAUAGUGGGUGGACCCGACGCAUACGAUAACUUCGCUGACCAACGGGACAAUUAUGAGCAAACCGAACCAGCAACUUACAACAACGCGCCACUUCUUGGUGUACUAGCCCGGUUGAUUUCCGGUCCGACCGGUUUUGACCAGCUGCUUCCCGGUGUUAGUCCGACUCCAAGUCCGGUUAUCAUAAAACUAGCACCGGUACCAAAGAAGAAACCCACAACACCUCCUGCUUCUUCUCCUAGUCCCAUUACCAUAUCGCAGAAGAUGACACUCUCAUGGAAGAACGAGGGAAAGGUGUACUAUCGAUACUCAACAAGAUUAACCAAUAGAUCUACAAAAACAUUAAAAAUUUUGAAGAUAUCAAUCACCAAGCUCUAUGGUCCUAUAUGGGGUGUGACGAAAACCGGAACUUCAUUCACCUUUCCCUCAUGGAUGCAAUCGUUACCGGCAGGCAAAAGCAUGGAAUUUGUCUAUAUCCACUCAGCAGCUUCUCCGGCAGAUGUCUUGGUCUCUAACUAUUCUUUGGAGUGAGUACAAGUGUUUCGGUGUGUGAAACCGGUUUACUAUCUUGUAAACUAGUUCACCUGCUUUUGAAAAUAUUGGGUUUAGUUUUACCGAUUGGUUAGAUUUUUGGGAGGAUGAGAAAGACGAAUUCUCUAGCUUGUACACAUAGAGAGAGAUUUGAGACUAUGAAAGUAGGGUUAAUCUGUUUCUUGUAAUUCAAGAAAGCCUUUUCUCCUUUUUAGUUUAUAUAUUUCUAUUUCUUUAAAUCAAUAUUUUUGAUAUACGUUAUAAAUAGAUUCAGUCUGACUCAGUAAUGGUAGAUCCAUGUCGGUCCAAAUGUUCUCGUGUUUUCUUUUACAGAUUAGUUUGAGUUUGGUCUUUAAUUAAAUCUAUGUUCUCUAGGCCAAUGUUUUGUACGUUAUUUAUAAGUAGGGAUGUAUCAUGAUCCGAUGGAUUUGGUUGUGGUAGGCCCGGAUCGGUCUAACAACUGGUCAUGGUUUCCUAUAGACUUUGGUUGUACUGUUGUAGCUUGGUCCGCUAACGUGUAGUCGGAUCCGCUCUUUAACAGUUGCAUACAAAACAAAAUUAAUGACUAUGCUCGGUGUCCAAAUCAUAACUGAUUGUUGGUCAGUGGAUAAAUCGAUCCCUUCAUAUAAAUCAUAACUAAUUGUUGCCUUGUUGGUGACUCAUAUUUUUUGUAGUAUUAUCCAAAUAUCAAUUUGCAUCUAUAAUAUAACGAAUGCCAAAAAGAUAACCGUUAUUUGCAUUGUAUUUUCACAAAACAUUUUCUUAACUACAAUAAAAUUAUUUUUCACUCGUAUGCAAUACUUUUUAAUUCAAAAAGUUAUCUUGCAUAUAUAUAAAAAAUACAUUCAGAUAAGUAAACUUGUCACUGAGCAACAAACUCCCAAGCAAACUACAUUUAAAGAAAAGAAAAAACAAGCGAAAAUUAAAGAAAAAAAAACCUGAAA
Molecule: messenger RNA, 3034 nt
Organism: Arabidopsis lyrata subsp. lyrata
Lineage: Eukaryota; Viridiplantae; Streptophyta; Magnoliopsida; Brassicales; Brassicaceae
Product: endoglucanase 19
Exons: 9
Coding region: 210-2090 (626 amino acids)
Biological process (GO): carbohydrate metabolic process
Molecular function (GO): hydrolase activity, hydrolyzing O-glycosyl compounds; carbohydrate binding
Source: RefSeq, a predicted model, not a curated record